CUCAGUCGGUAGAUCUAAGCCAUUCUCUAUCUAUCUUUUUAGAGAGCUUUGAAGCAUCCUUUAUUUGGAUCUUCAAAGCCAUUCCUAGAUUUCACAAAAAUGAUCUUCAACUCAUGCAUCAGCUUCUUCUGUUUCAGAAAAGUAGUUGUUUUGUUUCUUUUGAUCUCUGCUUGUAUGCUUGUUGAGUCUGUUUCUUCUGAUGAAUCCCAUCAGCACCAGCUUCAAAGCAAGCAGCACUUUCUUGGUGGGAGAAGAUCACUGUUUGAGACCGAUGAGUUUGAUGAGAAGCCUCAGAAGCCAAAGAAGAAAAGCAAUUCUGGUUCUUCAUCAUCAUCUUCUUCUACUUCUUCCUCCAAAAAUCAGACUAAACUUGUUAAAUCUAGCUUAUCCACCAUUCCCAAAAACAAAACCAUCAAGCUUCAGAAAUUGAAACCUUCAAAUUCCACAAAGCAAUCUCUCACAAAUUCAUCAAAAUCUGAUCUCAAAAAGCUUAACUCCUCCACUUCAAAACCAUUGAAAACCUCAGAUCCACUCAAAACAAAAUUUCCCACAAAACAAACACAAACUCUUCUCGAGAAGAAAGACACAACAAAGCUGAAACAAAUCCCCAAACAAAAACAAAAACAACCCAAUUGGCUGGAGGAUGAAGACGACGAUUUGGUAUCGGAAUUCAGAGACCUCCCCAACAAAUUUCAACAGACCUUAUUGCCAGACCUGGAGAGAAUCUCAUCGACCUCAAAAGCUUACAUAAACAAGUAUAACAAAGAAAUCACAAAAGGGUUUAAGCCCAUUGUUGGCCACAAAUACGCUUCCACGAUUGCUUCGAUUUGUUCUUUUGUUUUCAUUUUAGUCCCUUUGGUUUUAGUUUCCCUCAUCUUCACCCGCAUCAAGGCUUAUUUUUCUAUCCAAAAGAUCCUCAUUUUCGUCCAAGUUUACCUCUCAAUCUACUUCUCGAUUCUGUGCUUAUCGGCUCUGGUCACGGGGCUCGAGCCGCUGAAGUUUUUCUACGCUACAUCGCAGUCCACUUACGUAUGUUUACAGGUCCUUCAAACUCUGGGCUAUGUAUUGUACUUGUUGCUGCUUUUGAUGUAUUUGAUUCUUGUUUUUUCGACGGACUGUGGGCUUGGCUCGAGGAUGUUGGGCCUGGCCCAAACGAUUGUCGGCUACGCCGUUGGGCUUCACUACUACGUGGCGGUGUUUCACAGGGUGGUUCUUCAUCAACCUCCCAAGACAAAUUGGAAGAUUCAUGGGAUUUACGCCACGUGUUUCCUUGUGAUUUGUCUUUUUGCUUCGGCGGAGAGGAGGAAGAAGGCUUACUUGGAAGAAGGCGGUGAAGAAGGCAAGAAAAGCUAAGUUUUUUUAAAGGUUAAUUAAAUUUUAAUUAAUUGAGAAUUAGUUGGAUUAAAUUGCAUAAGGUAUAAUCUUGGCCAAUCAAAAGAGAGAAAAAAUUGUAAUAAUCAUUUUGAUUGGUCGAGAAAUACAAAUAUUUUUCUUUAUUAUCCACCUUUUUAUAGUUGUUUUUAUAAUUAUAUUUAUAAAAACAAAUGUCAGAAAGCACUUUUGAUAUUAUUUAUUUUAAUUUUGAAUAAUAAAAAGUUGUACAACUAUAAAGUAGGAGCAUUUGGCA
Messenger RNA from Mangifera indica (mango), 1627 nucleotides. RefSeq lists its product as uncharacterized. The record is from RefSeq and is a predicted model, not a curated record. NCBI's taxonomy places the organism in Eukaryota, Viridiplantae, Streptophyta, Magnoliopsida, Sapindales, Anacardiaceae. The coding region runs from base 100 to 1353 and encodes 417 amino acids. The transcript has a single exon.